AUGGCUAAUGGUAGACAAGGUCCAAGGUUUCUACAUCAAUUGCGGACAAAAGCACUGCCACAGCACCAAAUGCGAUCAUCUACUCAAAAGAUUUCAAAGCUUGCAAAGUCUUUAAGUAAGCCUACAACACUAGCACAAGCACCGACAGCCCCAUUGCACUCAUCAGUAGAGCAGAUUAUCACUUCCAUUCCUACUCAUGUUCCAAAACAUCAUUGUCCACCUCAAGUUCAAUCAUCACCACUUAUGCGAAUGCUAAGAUCAGCUUCUGUUAAGCAAGGGUCAACUUCUAUUAACCAAGGAUCAACUUCUAUUCAACAAGAAUCAACUUCAACUGCAAAUGCCACAGAGCCUACUCAAGUUGCUUGUUCCCCCACGGUAGAAGAGGUCACUAAUACUAAUAGCAGUGCAGUUCGCAAGAAAGUACGUGGUGAGACUCGAUGUCUUGAGCUAUCCAAGAGGAAGCGUGAUGGUGUUCAACUUGAUAUUGAUAUUCCAAAGCAUACUAUGAGAGCUGUAGGAACAAAUUGUCAAUUCUACAUUACUGGUAUGGGGUGCUUUGUUCGAAAAAAUGUUCCAUUGCAAAUUAAGAAGUGGUCUGAGCUCUCAAGAGAAGAUGUUGCUUUGCUAAUUCGUCAUGCCCGUGAAAAAUUCAAGUUGAGCAAUGAGUCUCAUGUGGAUGAGGCAAUUGAGAAACAUAUGAUGAGAUAUUUUACCACUUGGCGCUAUAAUUUGCGUAAGAAAUUUCUGAAAUAUGACUCAAUAGAGGAAGCUAUAGAAAAUCGACCUGAAGAUGUGGAAGAGGAAGAUUGGAACUAUUUGAUUGCAAAUCUGUGGCAAGAUGGAAAGUGGCUGAUUGUGAAGUUUGUGAUUUGA
Rosa chinensis is the source of this 873-nucleotide messenger RNA. RefSeq lists its product as uncharacterized. The transcript is spliced from 4 exons. Lineage: Eukaryota; Viridiplantae; Streptophyta; Magnoliopsida; Rosales; Rosaceae. The record is from RefSeq and is a predicted model, not a curated record. The coding region runs from base 1 to 873 and encodes 290 amino acids.